Molecule: messenger RNA, 1586 nt
Organism: Hordeum vulgare subsp. vulgare (domesticated barley)
Lineage: Eukaryota; Viridiplantae; Streptophyta; Magnoliopsida; Poales; Poaceae
Exons: 1
Coding region: 79-1242 (387 amino acids)
Biological process (GO): regulation of DNA-templated transcription; chloroplast organization
Cellular component (GO): chloroplast
Molecular function (GO): double-stranded DNA binding
Source: RefSeq, a predicted model, not a curated record
UGACUUCACUUCACAAAACUCACUGAAGCUGUGUCCAUCGGACAGAUAGCCGCCGGCGACGCCGCACAUCGCGCCGCCAUGCUCCGCCUCCGGAGCUGCAUCGCUGCUGCUUCCCUGUCGUCUCCCUCCGCCUCGCACGUCUCCCCUCUCCACCGACUCCUCUCCGCGGCCGCCAACGCUACGGCCCCUCGCAUCUCCCCAAACCCUAGCUUCGCCGUGGAGGACUACCUCGUCCGAACCUGCGGCCUCACCCGAGCCCAGGCCCUCAAGGCCUCCACCAAGCUCUCCCACCUCAAGUCCCCCUCCAAGCCCGACGCCGUCCUGGCCUUCCUCGCCGGCCUCGGCCUCUCCACCGCCGACGUUGCCGCCGUCGUCAGUAAGGACCCCAAGUUGCUCUGUGCCGGCGUGGAGGAGACCCUGGCCCCCGUCGUCGACGGGCUCACCGGCCUCGGCCUGUCGCAUUCUGAGAUCGCCCGCCUCGUCUCGCUAGCGCGUCAGAAAUUCCGCCAAAAAUCCUCCAUCUCCAAGCUGCAGUACUACCUGCACCUCUUCCGCUCCUCCGAGAACCUCCUCCGGGCCAUGAAGUUCUGCGAUCUCCUCUCACACAGCCUUAAGAGGGUGGUCAAGCCCAACGUCGCGUUCCUGCGUGAGUGCGGGUUAGGUGAUUAUGACAUUGCCAAGUUGUGCGUCUCAAGGCCGAGGAUGAUCACCACCAGACCGGAGCACAUCCAGGCCAUGGUGGCAUGCGCCGAAAACAUAGGUGUGCCCCGUUACUCUGGGAUGUUCAGGCACGCGCUGCAUGCUGUUGCAUCUUUCAAUGAGGAGGAGGUCUCAACCAGAGUGGACUACUUGAAGAGCACGUUCAUGUGGACGGAUGCUGAGGUGGGUAUUGCCGUGUCUAAAGCCCCGAAUCUCCUGAUGAAGUCAAAGGUCAUGAUGCAGCGCAGGUCUGAGUUCUUCAUCUCUGAGGUGGGGUUGGAGCCAGCGUACAUUGCUCAUCGGCCAAUAAUGCUCACUUACAGCCUGGAGGGCCGGGUCAGGCCACGGUACUACGCUGUAAAGUUUCUCACAGAAAAUGGAUUGCUAGAUUACGCCUGCGACUUCUAUAAUACAGUCAUGGUCAGCGAGAAGGUAUUUAUGAAGAAGUUCAUAUGCCCUCACAAGCAAGCUGCGCCAAACCUCGCUGAAGACUAUGCAACUGCUUGCAGAGGGGAGGUGCCUGCCAGAUUCAGUUUUACAUGAACCAAGACUGGUAUGAAAAUGGGUAUGUUAAUUAUGUCACUCGUUAGAGAAGAAAACAUCGCACUGCUAUGAACUUGUCCUUCCUCAUGUCAUAUUGACACACAUAUUGGAACUAUGGGAGUGUAAUAUCAGGGCAUCCUGCAAAAAAGAAGAAGAAAAAUACACAAGGGAUUCAGUGAACAGAUGCCAAUUGCAGUUCAGGUACUAUAGUCUCCAUCCCGUGACAGCUUUGAGGCAACCUAAGCUGGCACUUUUAAGAUUUUUGAAAUGGGGGCUGAAAUUUGAACCAACCAUCUGUCUUAAACCAGUGAUUACCAUAUGCCUUCAACAAAUUUGUUCUUAUA